AUGGGGCACUCUGCGAAGAUCACGAGGGGGGGCGACAAGACCCGCGUGAACGAGGGCCGCCGCGAGGCUAAGAUGCGCGCGCAAGGUGCAAAGACCCACGCCACAUCCGCGAAGGAGGCACUCGAGGCGAGGCGCGCGCAGAAGAAGAAAUCGCAGGCCAUCGCCACAGAGCUUCGCGCCAAGGCCCAGGUGCAAGCGAAGCCAAUCGUAACUAUGGCGCCGAAGGUCCAGAAGCCAGCGAAAUAG
Trypanosoma grayi is the source of this 246-nucleotide messenger RNA. RefSeq lists its product as hypothetical. Lineage: Eukaryota; Euglenozoa; Kinetoplastea; Trypanosomatida; Trypanosomatidae. The transcript has a single exon. Bases 1 to 246 code for a protein of 81 amino acids. The record is from RefSeq and is a predicted model, not a curated record.